This is a messenger RNA of Vespa velutina, 3278 nucleotides long. It is a transcript of the gene CARPB, whose product is annotated as carbonic anhydrase-related protein 10-like. NCBI's taxonomy places the organism in Eukaryota, Metazoa, Arthropoda, Insecta, Hymenoptera, Vespidae. The coding region runs from base 1030 to 2007 and encodes 325 amino acids. Gene Ontology annotation, molecular function: carbonate dehydratase activity; zinc ion binding. The record is from RefSeq and is a predicted model, not a curated record. The transcript has 10 exons.
AGAGAAAGAGUAGGAGGAAGAAGAAGAGAAGGAGGAGGAGAAGGAGGAGGAGGAGGAAGAAGAAGAAGAAGAGAAAGAAGAAGAAGAAAAAGAAGAAGAAGGGUUGGGCCAGGGGCCCGCGACCCUUCCCGACUGGACUAGACUCUACGUGGAGUCUCGGCGUCGGCGCCGUCGUCGUCGACGUCGUCGGCGGCGCGACGCUCACGGAGAGGCGCCGCGCGCGCCUACGUAGGAGGCACUCGGCCGCGCGCGGCGUCGUUAGCUCCGUCGUACCUGGACGACGGAGAGGAACGAACGAACUUACGAACUUACGAACUUACGAACGAACGAACGAACGAACGAACAAACGAACGAACGAACGAACGUACGUACGAACGAACUAACGGACGAUACGGACGAACGAAUCGCACGAAAGGAAGAAAGGAAGGAGGACUCUUCUGGCUCUCAUUUCUCUCGCUCUCACUCACUCCUCUCUCUCUCUCUCUCUCUCUCUAUCUAUCUAUCUAUCUAUCUAUCUAUCUCUCUGUCUAUCUUUAAAUCUUCGUUCACGAUUAUCACUAGUGCGAUUAUUAUCGGACAUCUUCCUAUCAAGCUACGCGAACGUAAUACGCGUUUCGUCUCGUUCGUUCAUUCGAUUUAUCCAUCUAUAUAUUCCGUUCUUACUUCCCCCUAUCAUUCUUUUUCUCUUUUUCUCUCUUUCUUUUCUCUCUCUCUCUCUCUCUCUCUCUCUCUCUCUCUCGCUUUCUCUCUCUUUCUCUUUCUCUCUUGUCCUUCUCUCUGUCUCUUUCUCGCGUCCUAGUGCCGUGCCGCUUCGCUCCGUGCCGAAGCGGCUGAGAGUGGUGUGUGCUGGCUCUGCUCUGAAGGAGGGAACGAACACGGUGGGGGUGGAGGACAAGUAAAGAAAGGGUGCCAUUGGGUUCGAGGACAAGGAAAUUCAAGGAAGACGGAGACGACUGCUCCUACUUUUACUCGAACCUGAUAUCCCCCUCUGAAUGAUGUUGAAUUGACGAAAACUGAACAACGCAAGGGAUGGCUCCUUUCGGUACCGUCUUCCUCGGUGUCUGGGGAGUAUUCGUCGUCGUUCUUAUACAAGAGUCCAAACCAGUCAGCUGGGAGGAAUGGUGGACGUACGACGGUAUUUCUGGUCCUGCGUUCUGGGGCCUCAUCAAUCCGGACUGGUGGCUAUGUAACAAAGGGAGACGACAAUCACCGGUUAACUUGGAGCCGAGCAGACUUCUCUUCGACCCAAACUUACAACCAUUACACCUCGACAAGCACAAAGUCGGUGGAGUCCUGGCAAACACCGGUCACAGUGUGGUAUUCGCGGUCGAAAACGAUACCCGCCAUCCUGUCAAUAUAUCCGGUGGGCCCCUCAGCUAUCGCUACCAGUUUCACGAGAUUCACCUGCAUUUCGGCUUGGAGGAACACAUCGGUAGCGAGCACACUAUCGAUGGACACGCGUUUCCCGCCGAGCUCCAAAUAUUCGGAUUUAAUUCCCAGCUGUACAACAAUUUUUCGGAUGCCUUGCACAGAGCACAAGGGAUCGUCGCAGUCUCCCUUUUACUUCAGGUAGGAGAUCUGUCGAAUCCACAACUGAGAACGUUUACCCAACAACUGGAUCAAAUCAAAUACGGAGGUGAGAAGACGCUGAGGACGCGGCAGGCCGUGGAAAUUACACAUUUCGUCGUGCGCGAUCUCCUACCGGACACGAAGCAUUACAUGACGUACGAUGGUUCAACCACGAUGCCGGCCUGCCAUGAGACCACGACGUGGAUAAUACUGAACAAGCCAAUAUAUAUUACGAAGCAGCAGCUCCAUGCCCUGCGGCAGUUGUAUCAGGGUGACAUGAAACAUCCGAAUGCGAAGCUGGGGAACAACAUUAGACCGAUUCAACCGCUCCACCAUCGUCCAAUUCGUACGAACAUCGAUUUUAGCGUGCAGCAAGGGCAUAAAAAUUGUCCAACGAUGAACAGGGAUCUGUACUACAAAGCCAACAGCUGGAAAUAACCCUGAGAGCCCUAAGCAACACGCAGUACGGUGAUCGACGUCAUGCGUUUUAAAAGAAGGAAGGAAGGAAGGAAGGAAGGAAUGAAGAAAGGAAGGAAGGAAGGAAGGAAAGAAAGAAAGGAAGAAAGCAAGUGAGAAGGACAGAGAGAGAUUAAGAGAGAAAGAGAGAGAGAGAGAGAGAGAGAGAUAGAGGAAGAAAGGAAGAGAGAAAGAUAAGAAAAGUUUAAAGAAAAACUACGCUUUCCCUCGGACGAGCUGGAACUUCGCUGUGAAAGAAUCCAUUGACAUAUCAAUUGCACGCGUGCGACGGUUGUCCUCGCAGAGAAGAAAGAAAGAAAGAACGAGAGUGUGUGUGUGUGUGUGUGUGUGUGUAUGUAUGUGUGCGUGUGGGUGUAUGGAUGUAUGUGUAUGUAUAUGAGUAUACGCCUGAAUGCAAGCGAGUACGAAAAAGAAAGAAAAGUAAGUAAGUAAGUAAGAAAGUAAGUAAGUAAGUAAGUAAGUAAGAAAGCACGUGCAUGUGUGUGUAUGCGAAUGUAUGAAUACGGGGAAGAGAUAAUUAAAGAAAAAAAGGGAAAAAAAAAAGAGAGACAGAGAGAAAGUGUGCGCGCGCGUGUGUGUGUGUGUGUGUAUAUAUGUGUAUGUGUAUGUGUGUGUAUGUGUGUGUGAUUGAGAAUGAGUGAGAUAUUGAGAAUGAAAGUGUGAGAGACGUGUCGCACGCAUCCACGCACGUACGUACGCACGCAAAAAAGCACGCAAGCACGCGCUGAAACGCAGGAGAAACGGGGAGACGUGUUUCAGAGCGUCGAAGCUGAUGGGCGACCGAUGUUGGGCAAGAAAAUCAUGACCACGGUGAAGUGAACGAGCGCAGCCCUUUCGUGGUCGAGGAUUAUAAAGAGAAGAAGAGAUAUAUAUAUAUAUAUAUAUAUAUAAUAUAUACAGGAAGGAAGAGGAAUGAAAAAAUACAAGGGAAAAAAAAAACCCAUUAUAAAAAUGCUUCGUUGUACUUAUUAGACGUGAAUUUGCCAAGUAUGUUUCCAGUAAAGAAAAAAAACAAAAAAAUAAAAAAACAAAAAAGGACAAAAAAUAAAAAAGACAAAAAAGAAGAAAAAGGAAAAAAAAAAAAAACAAUAUAAAAAGGAGUAACACACAAACAAAUAUUACCUAUAGCUAAAUACAAUAGACGCGCGAUAUAAGGUAAAAGAUCAUAAAAAAAAAAUAUAUAUAUAUAUAUUAUUAUACAUAUACCGUAAACUAUCGAGAGAAAAGAGACA